AAUGAGAGAAAUCAUUUCAUUUCAUUUUGGCCAAUCCGGAGUUCAAUUAGCUCAUCCACUUUGGGAAUUAUAUUCAUUAGAACACGGUAUCAAUUUAGAUGGAUCUGUUCCUAAUACUUCUGAAUCCUCAGAUAAAGACACAAAUCGAAAUAUAUUAUUUUCUGAAACUCAAAAUGAUUGCUAUGUACCAUUGGCUUACUUGGCUGAUGAUGAUUGUUAAGGUAUUGAUCAAAUUAGAAAUGGCUAACUUAAAUAAUUGUUUUCAACUAAAUUUCUUUAAGAAUUUUAAGAAGAUUCAGGAAGUCUUUGGAUUUCAAGUUAUAAAAGUGCUCAAGCAUCAGAAAUUUUUAAAAAUCAAAUUCGAUAAUUAUUAGAUAAAUGCGAUUCCUUAUAAGGAAUAAUGAUAUAUCAUUCUGUUAGUGGUGGUUUUGGNUGAAUGUAGAUAUUACAGAGUUUUAGACAAAUUUGGUUCCCUAUCCUAGAAUUCAUUUUAUGCUUUGUUCAUAUGCACCUAUCAUUUCAGCAGAAAAAGCUUAUCAUGAAUAAUUAUCAGUAGCUGAAAUUACAAAUUCAGCAUUCGAACCUGCAAAUAUGAUGGCCAAGUGUGAUCCAAGACAUGGUAAAUAUAUGGCUUGUUCAAUGCUUUAUAGGGGAGAUGUUGUUCCUAAAGAUGUCAAUGCUGCUAUUGCUACUAUAAAAACUAAAAGAACAAUAUAAUUUGUUGAUUGGUGUCCAACUGGUUUUAAAGUUGGUAUAAAUUAUUAACCACCAACUGUGGUACCUGGUGGGGAUUUAGCAAAAGUAAUGAGAGCAGUUUGCAUGAUUUCUAAUUCAACAGCCAUAGCUGAAGUAUUUUCUAGAUUAGAUCAUAAAUUUGAUCUUAUGUAUGCCAAAAGAGCAUUUGUUCAUUGGUAUGUGGGAGAAGGAAUGGAAGAAGGAGAAUUCUCAGAAGCAAGAGAAGAUUUAGCGGCUCUUGAAAAGGACUAUGAAGAAGUCGGAAUUGAGACAGCUGAAGGAGAAGGCGAAGAAGGUGAAGCAUGAU
This is a messenger RNA of Paramecium pentaurelia, 1042 nucleotides long. The record is from the annotation of a GenBank genome assembly. NCBI's taxonomy places the organism in Eukaryota, Ciliophora, Oligohymenophorea, Peniculida, Parameciidae.